This is a messenger RNA of Zerene cesonia (dogface butterfly), 529 nucleotides long. Its product is annotated as neuropeptide-like protein 29. The transcript has 2 exons. NCBI's taxonomy places the organism in Eukaryota, Metazoa, Arthropoda, Insecta, Lepidoptera, Pieridae. The coding region runs from base 110 to 379 and encodes 89 amino acids. The record is from RefSeq and is a predicted model, not a curated record.
AUUGGCAUCUAAUGGUGAGGAAGGUGGUCAGUCAUCCAUCGCCUCUAGGACGCAGUGCCAAUAUAAAUGUUUGGGUUUUGGUGACACCAUCAGUGUAUAACGGACUAACAUGGCUCGCACAGUAUUUUUCCUCACCAUCGCCGUCUGCCUCCUUGCUGCAACCUUCGCAGCACCAGCGGAGAACCACCAAACAAAGCAAGUGGCCCCAGAAAAGGAUGAUUUAGAAGCGUCUGCGUCACACUGGGGAGGUCACUACGGUGGUUUUGGCUACGGUUACGGAUACUAUCCGCACUAUGGUUACUGGGGAUGGCCCAGCUACGGUUACGGUUGGUACGGUCACGGCUGGCCGUACGGAUACGGUCAUGGUUAUUGGUGGUAAAAUUGGAACGCUCUUUCCGAAGAAAUGAACUAAGGAUGUUUAUGCUUGCCGUAUAAUUAUUAUAUGUAUGAGUAAAAAACAAAGCGAACAAAUCGUUCUGAAGCAUUGUGGCACUAGAAAAAUAAAUAGCAGUAUUUAGAUUUAAGAUUA